This is a messenger RNA of Branchiostoma belcheri (Belcher's lancelet), 2849 nucleotides long. Its product is annotated as cell wall protein DAN4-like. The record is from RefSeq and is a predicted model, not a curated record. Bases 22 to 2253 code for a protein of 743 amino acids. The transcript has 8 exons. NCBI's taxonomy places the organism in Eukaryota, Metazoa, Chordata, Leptocardii, Amphioxiformes, Branchiostomatidae.
CCCUCUUCUUCACCACUUGGGAUGGAGAGCGGCGCCAUUCCUGAUGACCACAUCACGGCAUCUAGUGAGAAAACCGGGUAUGAAGCGUGGAGAGGCCGUCUGAAUAACGGCAAGGCGUGGGAGACAAACAACGUCACCACGGACCAGUGGCUACAGAUCGACCUCGGCAGUCAGGAGUUCAUCACAGGCGUCCAAACACAAGGCCUGUGGGGAGGGCACACCAAGUCUUACAAACUGAUGUAUUCUGAUGAUGGCACCUCGUGGCUGACUUAUGGUGACGGGCAGAAUGACACGAUAUUUGACGGCAACACUGAUGGUCCCACAGUAGUGGAGCAGACACUGUCCACUCCAAUCACCGCACAGUACAUCAGGAUAAACCCACAGACUUGGGAGGGUAGCAGCUUCAUACGGCUGCGAGUGGAGCUUCUUGGGUGUGACCUCAUGACAACGACGGCAGUUCCAUCCUCGGUACCAACAUCAGUAACAGAGCAGACCACCAUGUCCACGGCAACUCCCGAAAUACCAACAACAACUUCUAAUUCUACAACCACACAAGUAACGACCUCCAUGCCGUCUGACCAAUCAACAAGCCCCUCUCAGGAUCACGUGACGUCUAUGGAACCAACGGGUGGUAUGUCUGUUACCAUGGAAACAGAGACAGGCGCCGUGACAACGUCGGACGAUGAUCUUGUGAUGUCAACUAUGAUGUCAACUGAAGGACCGACCACAGAUGAGAUCGUCUCUACUAUUGUCAUGGAUACAAUCACAGAUGCACCGGACCAGAUGACCAACACACAAGCAACCGUGGAGGCCGGGCAAACUACGGUGGACCAUACAACUGAUGAAGUUAACACCUAUACAGAACAGACAACCGUGGAGCAAGUAACUCAUGAAGUUAGCACAGAAGAGACAACCGUGGAACACACAACUGAAGAAGUCAGCAUCCACACAGAACAGACAACCGUGGAACAGACAACUGAAGUUGCCACCUACACAGAACGGGCAACAAUGGAACACACAAGUACAACUGAGGAAGUCAGCAUCUACACAGAACAGGCAACUGUGGAACACACAACUGAAGAAGUCAGCACAGAACAGACAGCGGAACACACAACUGAGGAACUUAGUACAGAACAGACUACAGUGGAACACACAACCGAUGAAGCUAGCAUCUACACCGAACAGACGACACUAGAGAAGACAACUGAUGAAGUUAGCACCACCACCGUAGUCUUGGAAACAUCAUCGAUGAUGCAGACGACGGGAGAGGUCACAUCACAACACAUGUCCACAGCGCCAGUGGAGACGACAUCAUCAACUGCCCAUUCAUCAACAGCUGGAGCAUCUACAAGUCCUGAUGACGCCACAUCGCAACACAGCUCUAUGCCGCCAGUCAUUACGUCAUCACCGGCAACCUAUCAAUCAUCAACUGAUGACGUCACGACACAACAUAGUUCUACACCAUCAGCGAUGACAUCAGCAUCAACCGACCAGCAAUCUACUGCUUCGACUUCCACAACCCGUGGUAGUGCCACGACAGAUCGUACCCUCACCUCAGAAGCAACCACGACCUCAUCCACUGACCACCCGUCUACAACUGGUGCAACUGAGACCUUACUUUACUACGAGAUGACCUUGGUGUCGAUGACCUUCACGGAUGACCUGAAUGACCCUGAAUCGACCGCGUACCAAGAUCUUGCCGCGCAAGUCAUCUCACUGGUAACAUCAUAUCUGGAAACCGACGUCGACGUUGGCUCAGCCGUCACGUCAGUCACCAUCCUGGGCUUCAGAAGCGGCAGCGUCAUCGUCGACUACGUCAUCAGAACCGCAGCCAGCUCGGACGUGACGUCAUCACAGGUGCAGGAUGUCCUGGUCAGCGCCGCGGAGGCAGACACCAACAAUACACUGGGAGUGGACAUUUCGUCACUGUGCCAGAAGGACGACGCUGCUGGCAGCUGCAACACGCCACCUGAUGACGUCAUCAUUACCUACGCCAUCAUUGGUGGAGCAGCAGGAGCGACAGUCCUCAUCCUGUCCGUGUUCGUCAUCCUGCUGUGCUGUCUACGUGCGAACAGCAGGAAAGAUGAGAUCACGUUAAACAGCGACCUCCAGCUGAAUCUGAUGGAGACGCAGGGUGCAGAAAAGACCCUGCCUGACGAUCACGUCUAUGACAACUCCGUCGUGGUUACAGAAAAUGUCUAUGACAACAUUAAAGCGCCGGUGAACGGAUACUCAGCUGCCGAUUCAUCCUGAACUACAUGUACAUAGUGAGACAAAAUAUACACUUCUAUGAUUUUUGGAGGAUUGCAUUAAAUGUAUGGCAGUCAUCCAAAUAUGUGAAUUGAAGCUUAGAUGCUGUUUUACGCUGUCACGUCUUAUCUUUCUUCAGUAUUCAGUUAGUGGAUCUGUUAAGAUAUAACGUAGUCACAAGGGAGGAAAAGAAGCUGUAAUAUUCCUUAUUACAGUUUUGGUUAUUACAUUUGUAUCACGUUUUGACGCUUCAGAUGUGGAUACUGUUUGUUGGAAAUAUAAUAAGAAAAAGUAUUACGCAUCAUUCUGGACAAGAAGAAUUAAAUAAGAGACGUAAAGACAGUUUCAGUCUUUCAUUUAUGUAUUCAAUCAUUCAUUUAAUCACAAUAUAAUACGGCGUUACUUUCUGCUUAACACAGAAAUUUCUGAGAUAAAUGGUUUCAUCAACUUGACAAAAAAGCCAAUUAUGUCUGUAAUAUUGGCAGAUGACAAUUCGUUUCAGAUGGGCUUUACAUAGCUUUGAAGUUGAUUACAAUUCUUAUUGAAGAAUUAUAACUUAUCCCACGCAUUGUAUGUGGUUUGUAACGUGAAUAUCUCAU